Messenger RNA from Corapipo altera (White-ruffed manakin), 2456 nucleotides. It is a transcript of the gene SLC25A40, whose product is annotated as solute carrier family 25 member 40. Gene Ontology annotation, biological process: mitochondrial transmembrane transport. The coding region runs from base 332 to 1366 and encodes 344 amino acids. The transcript has 12 exons. The record is from RefSeq and is a predicted model, not a curated record. NCBI's taxonomy places the organism in Eukaryota, Metazoa, Chordata, Aves, Passeriformes, Pipridae.
GAGGAAGGAGGGAAGGGAGGGAAGAAGGCUCUGGGGCGGGAGGCCCUGGGAUAGGAGGUUGGCGGCCGUGGGUGGGGAGGCGGGGCAGGAGUAGCAGCCUCCUUCGCUCCUCGCCUCACCUGAGGGACCGCGUUGGGAUGGCGGAGAGCACGGCCCCGGGCGCUGCUCAUAAACGGGAGUGACGGGACCAAGAGGAGGGCUGGAUGAAUUAUUCUGCAGUGCUACAGUUUAUGGGCCGCAGGCUGGGAAUUUAUCUCUGUGUGGAUUAUUUACAUGUUCCUAAACACUUUGUUGCAGCAAAAGCAGGCUUUUCUUCUCCAGGGAUAAAACCAUGGCUGAAAUGAGUGAUAGCAACUUAGAAAAACCAACCAUUAUUCAGCAAGCAAUCGCCUCUUGUUGUGGAGCUAUAAUUACUUCAUUACUUGUAUCUCCUCUUGAUGUUAUCAAAACUCGGCUGCAAGCCCAAAGCAAUCCAUUCCCUAAAGGAAAAUGUUUUGUAUACUCCAGUGGCCUUAUGGAUCAUAUAUGUGUUUGUGAAAAUGGGAACAGCAAAGCCUGGUAUAAAAAACCUGGGAAUUUCAAGGGGACGUUGGAUGCAUUUGUGAAAAUUAUUCGAAUAGAGGGAAUUAAGUCACUGUGGAGUGGGCUUCCUCCUACAUUAAUAAUGGCACUUCCUAACGCAAUAAUCUAUUUUACCCUCUAUGACCAACUGCGUGAAGCUUUGAAAUACAGACUGAAAAAGAGUGAUGAAUACAUUCCAGUUCUUGCAGGUUCCUUAAGCAGAUUCAGUUCUCUCACUGUGGUGAGUCCCCUGGAGCUGAUCAGAACUAGAAUGCAGCAUCGCAAGUUGUCCUACAAGCAGCUGUAUCUGUGCAUCAGCACUCAAGUGGCUGCAGAUGGGUGGUUUUCACUGUGGAGAGGCUGGAGUUCUACUGUUCUGAGAGAUAUACCUUUCUCAGCAAUGUACUGGUAUAAUUAUGAACGUUUCAAGAAGAUGAUGUGCAAGCAAGUGGGUGCACAUGAACCUACAUUUCUUAUUGCUUUUACUUCAGGAGCAGCAUCUGGCUCUAUUGCAGCUGUCAUAACUCAGCCAUUUGACGUAGUGAAAACACACAGACAGACUGCGCUUUGGGAGAGUGAGACCUUAGAAAGUAAAGUCGCUGUUCCACAGAGGGACUCUACAUCAACCUGGGCAGUUAUGAGGAAAGUUGUCGCUAGCAAUGGGAUUACUGGAUUAUUUGCUGCUAAAGAGGAAAAAGAAAGGAAGGAGGAGAAAAAAAAGAAUUUAAGCCUGGACAGAGCAAUGAAGAAUAACGACUGCCACCGUGUUAAAUUUUUAGUCUGGAUAUUUAAAAUUAUUGUUUAAAAAUGUUUUGCGCUUCCAGUUGUAUGAUAUAUUUAUUUCUCAAUAUGGAGGUUGAUACAGAAUGAAUUCGAUAAAUGCUUAUUUAUUCUUGCUGCUUGAUACAUGUUUCAUUCUGGGCAUAUUUGUUGUUUGCAGCUCUAUAUUUUGUGUAAGUGCACAUUAUAAAACAGCUUCUUUUCUUGUUUAUUUUAAAUGAAAAAUUCCCUAUGUCAAAGUGGAAAAAAUACUCACGCUCAUUAGAAACCAAGAGAGCUUAGUGACUACAGUGAUAGGGACUGCAGUGGCCUUUGUUUAAGGUAAUACUCUUAAAAAAUUAAAGCACAUCCAGGCAUUGAAGACAACAGCCUGUACAGGUGCUCUGGAGAAACACUCCCUCACAUGUUUUUGGGAGGUGCAAGCUGUCACUGCCACAACACUCCCGGGCAGGGCCAAGCCAUACACAGGUUUUAUGGGAUCACCUGUCUUGGAAGGCCAGGUGUGCUGGCACAGACAGGUGGUUCCAUGCCUCUUUGACUCAGCCGUGCGUCUCUCUGAAGGGAAGAGCAUAUUUAAUUUGCUGCUGUCGACCACAGUGUGCUGCACACUCAUGGUAUGAGCAGCUGCAGCUCCUCACUUGCCCAUAGGUACUUCAGUUACAGAGCUUCCUCUGUAUGAUUUUUUUUAAAUUAUUUUUUAACUACCUUCACUCUACCUCCCUUUUUCCAUGCAUUUUCAAUGAAGGGGUUGAAUUUUACUUUUUUGUGUAUUUUAACAAAAAAAUGUGCUGAUGCAAAAGCAACUCAGUAUUCAGGUAAUUAAGACACUGACAUUCAGGUGUGCUUUACCCAAGAAAUGGACUUCAGUCCUAUCCUACUAUGAAGAAGGUACCCCAGCAUGUGUUCUGUCUUGGUGAAAAUUCAUCACACACUGAAAAAUACUGCAGUUGUAAAGAUGUUAGGUACCGUGUUACAGCAUAUGGUGCAGGCAAGAGGUGCUGCCAGAGGAGAUAAUAAACACUGGUCUCCCACUGUGACUUUUGAACAUAAUUGACAAAAUAAGGCCUAAGAGAAAAGAAUAACAACAGAUUUUGGAUGACACUGAAUGACUUCCA